Molecule: messenger RNA, 1649 nt
Organism: Anoplopoma fimbria (sablefish)
Lineage: Eukaryota; Metazoa; Chordata; Actinopteri; Perciformes; Anoplopomatidae
Exons: 9
Coding region: 297-1427 (376 amino acids)
Source: RefSeq, a predicted model, not a curated record
GCUUCGCUUUCUGCUCUGAGCCUAGCGGAGCACCGUAGCAGCGGCUCCGACGGGAACAGAGCUCCAGCGUUCUGACGUGCUCCUUACGUCGUCACGGACGUGGGCCUCUCCGGAUACACGUCAUGACGUGGACACUGUGUCGGUGAUGACGACAGCGCAGCCACGCCAGCAGACGCGUCUUCCUGUUAGCAUCAGGUGCUAACGCUAGCCACUUCCGGUGUGGUUUUAUAACAAGACUGAUAAAGUUAUGCAAUUCAAGAGAGAGUGAUCAUUAAAAGAAGAGAAGAAGACGAGGCAUGAAGGCUGACAUGCCUCAGGUGCGGCGUUCGGUGAGCAAUGCAUUGUGGGCCAUGUGUGCAGCGGACUCCAUGUCCAUGCCGGUCCACUGGUUCUACGACGUUGACGACAUCAGGAGGGACUUCGGCGGCUGGAUGUCCGGCUUCAGGUCCCCCAGAGACCGACACCCGUCCAGCAUCCUGAGCCUCUCCAACACCGCCGGCAGCGGUCGGAGCGCCUGGUCCUCCGGCGCCAAACGACCUGACGUGGUCGGUAAUGUGAUCCUCCACGACAAACUGAACCUGUGGAAGGCCUCCAAAGGAUCCGUCCACUACCAUCAAGGUCUUCAGUCCGGAGACAACACCCUGAACGUCCUCUGUUCCCUCCGAGUCGCCCGCUCUCUCGUCGCCGGGCGUUUCAGUGACGUCUCUCAGCCGGAGGCCCGAGCCGCCGUCCUGGCGGACUACGUCCAGUUCCUGACGACGCCCGGCACGCACCGCGACACCUACGCCGAGUCCUUCCACCGCUCCUUCUUCUCCAGCUGGCAGGACAGCAGGCCGACCUCACCCAGUCAGGUUCUGGCGUUUGCAGAGAAACGCAGCAGACAGAUGCUGAGCUCGUCGCUCGCCGACAGCCAGCUGGACGCCAUCGGCUGCCUUCCCAUGAUCCUCCCCUUCGUCCUGCUGUCCGCCUCGGCCAAUGAGGAGCGAGCGGUCUCAGCAGCUGUAGAGUUCGUGAAGCUCACCCACCCCCACCCGAAGGUGCCCGAGUACGUGUCCAUGUACAGCCGGGCGCUGCACGCCGUUCUGGGCGGAGCCAGCGUCCAGCAGCAGGCGGAGAACGCUCUGAGGAGACUGGACGCCUGGGAGGAGUGUCAGCGCUACGGACGCCAGGCGGCCAGGUUUCCUCGGGGUUCUGACGAGCAGCUGAAGGUCCAUCAGAGCGCCGUGAGCUACCUGGGCCUGGCCUGCUACACUAAAGGAGCUCUGUCCAGCCUGUUCUAUCUGGCCCACCAGUUCCAUGACGACGUCGGCGGAGGAAUCAUGGCCAACACCAACUGUGGAGGUGAGAACUGUAACCGCGGGGCGGCGCUGGGGGCCCUGCUGGGGGCCGGGGGGGCGGGGUUCCCCAGGACUGGAGGGACGAGAUGAGAGACGCCCAGGAGUUCAUCCCCGACAUCCUGAAGGACAUGCAGUGACGACACUACCAAAAUAAAAGCCUGUCUUCCUGUUUAUUUUGAAAAUCAUUUUUUCCCCCUUAAUUUAGUUUGUGUUUGUAUGGAAUAAAAAAAUAAUUAUUUAAAAACUGAGAACUAAGAAAUCUAUUUAUACUUUUCCUGUUUUCUUAUUUUUAACAACAAAUAAAAUGUGAAU